AUGUUUGUGAGGUCGAACAAGCUAUGGGACAUGUUCAUCAAGUGGGAAGGGGAGAAGAGCCCGAGGAAUGUGAUGAAGUUGUACGAUCGUCUCUUGCUCAUCCCGACGGCGCAGUACACCACUCUUAUGCAAUCAUUCAAAGAGUUUGUCAACGAUAAUAAUCCCAAGAACUUCUUGGAUGUCGAUGAAUUUAUCGGAUUCCGAACGGAAGUUGUCAAAGAGCUGAGAGCAGCUCAAGGAUUGGAUCCGGAAGUUCCGUCCGCUACCGCCGGAGAUACGCCUCCGGGUGAUGACGCUCCGCCAGGCGAUCUUGUAAAAGAAGAAGCUGCGUCCGACGAGGAAACAAAGGGCAUCAGAGAAAAACUGAUUGCGAAUCGCGCAAAAGUGUUUGAAAAACUGGAAACUGAGGUCAAAAAGCGACUCCAUUUCGAGGAAGCGCUGAAGCGACCGUAUUUCCAUGUCAAACCCUUGGAAAAAGGUCAACUGAAAACCUGGAGAGAGUAUCUCGAUUUCGAAAUCAAGGAAGGAAACGCGGAUCGAAUUCGUGUUCUAUUUGAGCGUUGUUUCAUCGCUUGCGCUUUGUAUGAAGAAUUCUGGCUCAAGUACAUCGAUUAUUUGCGAUCGCAAAAGGCUGCCGACGAUGUUGUGUCCGCUGUGUUCGAGCGCACUUGUCGCGUGCAUUUGAAGCGGAAAUUGAGCAUCAAUCUUCAAUGGUCUCUGUUCGAAGAAACGACUGGCAAUUUUGAUAAAGCCAUGGAAGUGCUUGACCAUUUGGAAGGCAAUUUCGGCCUUUCGCUUGCGAUUGCCAUGAGGAAAAUCAGUCUUGCUAGACGUGCCAAGAAAAUGCACGAGGUCGAGGCAUUGUUCCACAACUACAUUGAGAAGUUGAUUAAGAAAGGAGACAGGGCGCAGGCGGAUGCCGUGGUCAUUAAACUAGCUCGUUUUGUCGACAAAGUUUUGAAGGACCGCUCCAAAACCCGGGAAAUCAUGGAGAAAGCCAUCGAGUCUUCUCCUGGUAACCCGAGAAUGUACAUGUACAUGAUCGAUUUCUUUGCUGAGGAAGGCCCUGAACGAACGCCAGAGAUUUUGGCCGUGUUCGAAAAAGCGGAGAAGUCAGAAUUGCCGAAUGACAUUAAGUUGAUGUUCAUGCAUAGAAAAAUGGAGUAUAUGGAAGAUUUUGGGGACCAGAUUAUCGAAGCGGAGAAGGCAUUCGAGGACUACGCUUCAUUCGUGAAAAAGGCGAAGGAGGACCGAAAACGUGGGCAUGAUGACGGGUACGAGUACGACGCCACUGGCGCGAAGAAGGCCAAGACGGACGCCACGAGUAGCAGUAUUUCAGUGCGCGCGUCAACCGGCGCCACUGGGCCCUACCAGUACGGCAGCUACUCGCAGCCCGCCGGCAGCACCAGCGCGGCGCAGUACAACCAAGCCUACCCUUACUCGUACGGCACGGCGUACCAGCAGCCGCAGCAGGGAGCCUGGAAUUAUGGCGGCGCUGCGGCGGCGGCGGCUGCUGCCGCUGCAGCAGGCGGACAAUAUGCCGGCUACACCAGUCAGCAAGGAUGGCAGAAUGGAUACUCGUACUAUGGCCAGCGUUGAGAAAAAAACAAAAAACAAAGAGGCGGAUGUGUUUCGUGUGUGUAUGUGUGUGGUUCACUUGUUUCGUGCUGAUGGUUAUGAGGAUGAAGGAGAAGAGACUGCGCCAUUUUUUAUUCGACUUUUUGUUUUUUAUCUUCUCUGUUUCGCCGCGUUCGUGGUUUCGUUUCGUCGUUCCUUUUUCCUUGCACUGACCUUUUUUUUAUACAUUUGGUUGCAUGGGGCCGAUUAUUUUUUUCUCUCCUGGGUCAUGUACUCAUUCAAGUACGUGAAAAAUUGACGAUUCUAAUUCUUCCGUCAUAAAUUCUUUGUGCCUCGAAAUCUUGUUGUUGAAGUUUUUGUUUUUAUCUGAAACCGUGACAGUUGAGAAAAGGGACGUAAAUGGGAGAACGGUACUUGAUGCCUGAAUAAGAAGAACUUCAUUCUAUUCUUUGGAGCUUCUUAGUGUCGUCGUCGAAUGAGCGCAAUAAGAAUUCAGAAGUCACCCCUUUUUCCCCCCUCGCGCGCGGAACGAGCAUUUUCACCUUUCUGUUAGUUGAGCAUGUUGUUUGAACGUGCUUACUUUUGGUGGGACGUUUUCGAUUUUUAUGAAGCUCCGAGUGUGUGAAUGUGUCGUAGUUGCGAUGCGUUACAAUAAAUGAACGUUUCGUUGAAGGAGAAA
Molecule: messenger RNA, 2257 nt
Organism: Notodromas monacha
Lineage: Eukaryota; Metazoa; Arthropoda; Ostracoda; Podocopida; Cyprididae
Source: the annotation of a GenBank genome assembly